Hyalella azteca is the source of this 1449-nucleotide messenger RNA. Its product is annotated as cytochrome P450 3A24-like. Gene Ontology annotation, molecular function: iron ion binding; oxidoreductase activity, acting on paired donors, with incorporation or reduction of molecular oxygen; monooxygenase activity. The transcript is spliced from 5 exons. NCBI's taxonomy places the organism in Eukaryota, Metazoa, Arthropoda, Malacostraca, Amphipoda, Hyalellidae. The coding region runs from base 24 to 1307 and encodes 427 amino acids. The record is from RefSeq and is a predicted model, not a curated record.
ACAAGGAACACAAACACGAAGGAAUGAUCGGCUUGUACGACUGGCUGACGCCCUCACUCACAGUUCUGUCACCGAGCCUCGUCCAAUCCGUGCUCAUUAAAGACUUCGAUCAUUUUGUUGACAGACGUACGUUUCAUUUUAACGAUGAAAUUCUGGAUGAGAUGCUAACGACCGUAACGGGAAACCAUUGGAAAGGAAUUCGGUCAGUCUUGACUCCCACGUUCACGUCAGGCAAAAUGAAAAACAUGUUCCACUUGGUGGCAGAGAAGGCAGACCAACUCGUGAAGGCCUGUCGCGACCAGAGAGAUCAUUUGUCUCGGAUCACGAUGCCUUCGCUCUUUGGGAGCUUCGCCAUGGAUGUCAUUGGAUCAUGCGCAUUUGGCAUGGAGAUAAAUUCGUUGAAAAACGAAAACUCGGCUUUCGUAGAUAAUGCCAGGGCGUUGUUCAAAACGAGUAAAACGAGGAUGGCACGAUUUCUCAUUAUGGUGCUUUUCCCGAAGCUUGCCAAACGGCUCGGCGUCAACUUGUCAACUCCCCAGAUCAACUCCUUGGCAGCAUCCCUGAGACAGACCAUCGCCGCACGGCAGGGGAGUCCCAAGCGAGGGGACUUCGUUGACUUAAUGCUGGAGGCAAGGGAUUCUAAUGACGAACAAAACCUGGCACGACCGCAUAAAUAUAAACUGUCGGAUAACUCGAUCGUGGCUCAGUCCCUGUUGUUCAUCGUGGCAGGCUACGACACCACAUCGAACUCGUUGACAACAGCAGUGCACUGCCUUGCCAAGUACACGAGUUGCCAACAAAAAGUCAGGACCGAGCUCGCCGCUUUAGGGACCGCAGAAGACAUCACGUACCAAGACAUCAUGGAGGCACCCUAUCUAGAUGCAUUCGUGGCAGAAGCCCUCCGUCUGUUUCCACCGACCACCUUCACCGAGCGGCGCUGCACUAAGACCUACACAAUCCCAGGAAGCUCUAUCACCGUGCCCGAGGGGAUGAUGGUGUCGGUACCAAUCUGGUCCCUGCACCGCGAUGAGGAAUACUACCCUGACCCGGAGCAGUUCAAGCCCGAGCGAUUUCUGUCCGGCAACAAGGAAAAGAUUCCAUCCGGGGCCUACCUGCCGUUUGGGAUGGGUCCUAGGAUGUGCAUCGCUCAGAGAUUUGCGCUGAUGGGAAUCAAGUUGGCAAUCGCAAAGAUCGUUCUCAACUUCCAGCUGGACAUCGCCGAGGGAUUCGAAGAAAUAAAAUACAAGAUGUCCCCGGGAACGCAGAGGCCUGAAGAGAACAUGAUGGUCGUCAUGAAGGCCUUGUGAGCCGUGAAUGAUCUUCUCGUACGUCCUCGUUCCGCGUCGAUUUGAAUUCGCGUGACAUAUUAAAUAUCCAAGCAAAAGAAUUAUAAAUUACGACGGGAUUCACGACUGUGUCUACCCUGCACAAGUAAAUUUUUAAACCUUG